AUGCAGUGCAAAAGGGCAGGAACAAUUGCAUAUGUCAGCGAGGUUGCCUGUAGAGAAGUGUUUCACAUCAUUCAGGCCAAAGAUGCGCUGCAAGCAAUGGAUGAAACGGAGUGUGACGAAAAUGUACCGCAAGUGUCUGUGAAGAAGCAGAGUGAGGAAAACAGCACCAUGCGACGCGACACUCUUUUCAUGCAGAACGAUGAAUUUGACCUCAGGUCGGAGUCGGAAAGCAGCUCCGAUGGCGACGAAAUACCUAUGGAAAUGGAUCUUACGACGGCGGGUCCACCACUGUCCGAUAAUGAUUCCGUUAUCGAACCUCCGGGUGCCCAAGCUAAAACAAUCAUGUAUGCUCGAAUGAUUUUGCCUCAUGUGGGUCUGGUCGUGCUGCUUGUAGUAUAUCUGCUUAUUGGUGCAACUGUAUUCCAUUACCUGGAAGCACCCAAUGAAGUCGAAACUCGCGAUCGCGAAUUGCGUACAAUAUUUGGUUUGCGCAGAGAUUUCCACGAUAUGAUUUGGAAUUUAACAGUCGCUGGUGAUAGUUUGUUCACACGUGAAUCUUUUGAUCUGCUUGGACAGCAGUACUUCGAAUCACUGGUUCUCGCAAUGUUCGAGGCGUAUCGCAAUCAGUUCGUCAAUGAGAAGCAUUUGUUGAACCAAACCAACGGGGAUGCAAUGCUCUGGACCUAUGCAAAUAGUAUCUUUUUCGCUACGACCGUCAUUACUACUAUUGGAUACGGUAACUUGGUGCCUGCAACACAGUUUGGUCGCAUUACAUGCAUCUGUUUCGCUCUGUUUGGUAUACCACUGUUGCUGGUCACAAUUGCUGACAUUGGCAAAUUUUUGUCCGAUUUUCUCAGUUUUCUUUAUCGGACCUAUAGGACAUUCAAAAGAAAGGUUCGUAAGCAGUCGCGUCGCAUAUCACAUCACUAUCGAGAUCGUAGCUCCUCGGCACAGAGCGGCUCCGAAUCAACCAAGGCUGGAAGCAUGAAUUUGGAUAGCAUUGAUAGCGAUUCAGAAUCGAGUUGCGAAGUAUGCCGUUUAUGUUUAGUUCUGCUUCCUGGCUUUGAAAGCUUUCUUUCAGACCGCAUUAAACUACUGCAGGGGCUUGCAUCUCUUCUUCUAAGACAGUGUGCCACAAUACAUCGGAUAGUGUCUGGUGUAAUGAGCUGA
Messenger RNA from Gongylonema pulchrum, 1170 nucleotides. The record is from the annotation of a GenBank genome assembly. Lineage: Eukaryota; Metazoa; Nematoda; Chromadorea; Rhabditida; Gongylonematidae.